This is a messenger RNA of Phragmites australis (common reed), 3131 nucleotides long. RefSeq lists its product as uncharacterized. The transcript has 5 exons. NCBI's taxonomy places the organism in Eukaryota, Viridiplantae, Streptophyta, Magnoliopsida, Poales, Poaceae. The coding region runs from base 216 to 2894 and encodes 892 amino acids. The record is from RefSeq and is a predicted model, not a curated record.
CAAAUGAAACGCACCGCGGUGGAAACAAAGAAGACAAGCGAAACAAACGGCUCGCAGAAGGCUUUGCCAAACAGUUCCGCUUCCCCGCACUCUGCUCCACUCCCUCCCGCGGCGUCGGCAGAGUCCGCUGCCCCCUCUCCCGGCCGCCGGCGAAGUCGCCGUGGGUUGCGAAUGCUCGGCGUCCGCGUCGCUUGAGGUUUCCAGUUCAAAGAGUCAUGUCAGAAUUGAAGAAAUUUACCAAUACUGUGGAUGAAAAACUUGCAGCCAAUGACAGUUCUUCAAGCAGAAAAUCAAAUGCAACUUCAUUGAAAAUGUUAUUAGCAAAAGAGAUGGCUAAAGAAGUGGAGUUAAAAAGAAGACCUCCAAGUGUCAUUGCCAGAUUAAUGGGUCUUGAGGAGGAUCUAUCUACUGAAGAACCAAUUGUACACCAUGCCAAAUGCGACGACUUGAAUAGAGACUUAAAAGAAACAAAUAAGGCCUUACACGGGAAAGAGCAUAAUCAGUCCAUAAGUUUGAUGAGACAAGAUCACCAAUUACGUGAUGAAACAGUUGAAUCUAAUGAUGUUUAUGAAGUAUGUGAAGAACAAUCAGGAACAAGCGAUUUUCAGGAUCGAACUUCAAAGAAAGGAUGGUCUUCUGAGAACAAAAGUAAGGAAUUAUAUAUUGUGCAAGCGAAGUUCAUGGAACCAAAACGCUUUGCCAUGGGAGAGAAGCUCCUUCACACAAAGGAGUUACAAGAAGAUGUUGAGGUUCCAAGUUCAACUAAAGAUAUAUUUCUUGAAUUGCCUGAAGAACCUAACUCCGCUUUCUCAAGACAGCUGAGUGGGCUUCACACAAACCGAUCACCGCCUCAGACAAAACGCAUUACAGUACUGAAACCAAUUAGAUCUGUUGAGAUCACUGGCGUAAGGCAAUCCGGAACAGAACGAGUAAAUAAGCAAAAUGGAUUGAAGAUGAGAAAGUUCCAUCAGAAUCCUAGUUCAAAGGAAGAAAUAUCCUCCCAGCCAAGUAGAAUAGUACUUUUGAGGCCUACACCAGGGAAGCCUGGCAUAUCAAAGGCAAAGCUGACCCCCAGGGCAACUUCAAUUCAGUUAAUUAACCGGAAUAUUCUCAAUGGAUCAUUAGAUGAUAACAGGACUACCAUAGGAUCUGCAGGACUAGUGCAUGGUGACAUGCAGCACUGGCAACAUGGCCGCCCUCAAAGAGCUGACUCUUUAUUAUCUUCUGCAUACUCAAAUGGAUAUGUGGGGGAUGAAAGCUCAUUCAGUGAUUCAGAAGUUGAUCAUAGCAGUGGUUCUGACAUUGAAGAAGACGGUGGUACCCUCAGUGACUCCGAGGGAGGUAGUCCCCUAUCGAAACAUUCAUGGAAUUACAUCAGAAGAUAUGAAGGUCCAUGCUCAGGCUCAUCUUUGAGCAAGAUCUCCCACUUUCCCGAGUCAUCAGUAAUCAGGGAAGGCAAGAAACAGCUUUCAGAGCGAUGGGCAAUGGUGACCUGUGAUGAGACCACUCAAGAGCAAGUGCAAUCAUCGAGGAGAACAUGCACCUUAGCAGAGAUACUCUCCAUUAAAGCAACGAAGAAAGAUGAUGUCACCACUGGGAUACUUUCUGUUUCUAGCAACCGGUCAUGUGGCAUGGAAAAUGAACCGAAUAUACGAUCAACAUAUGUAACUACUUCCAGAAAGAACGGUGAAAAUGGUGAGAGAUCUCCCAGGAAAUUGCCAAGAUCAAAUUCUGUUCCAGUGAUUUCAUCCACGCUUGAUAACAUGGUGGCGAAUGUACAAGCUUCAAAUCCUGAGAGCCGCAAACUGAAGGUGGUUGUUGUGUCAAAUAAGUCAAAGUCAUUUUUCAAGGCAAGAGUUUCAGAUUUUUUCUUGCCUAGAAGUAAAAGGCCAAGAAGGCAGAAAUCCACUUAUCAUCCAUCUGAUUGCUUUGCUGAGAGGAUUGAAGCUUGUGCUGUUCGUAGUCGACCGGAUUACAAUCAUAAUCUGGAUGCCAACGAAAAAGAAGUGCAUUGCCAGGACAAAACUGAUAGUUUUGCCACGCAAAUAUCAACUAGCACGAUAGAGAGAACUGCUUCAAUUGGUGUAACAAUGGAUUGUCCAAGUGGAAACCUGGAUAAACUAGGAGUAAAUAAAGGCCUAAAUCGUGAUCAACCCAGCCCUACCUCAGUUCUUGAUGCACCCUCUGAAGAUAGCAGUUGUAAUGAACCUGAAACAUAUGGGAGAACUUUCAAGAAUGCAACAGUAUCAAGAUCUUCAGCAAUUGAGGCUGUCGCCUGUUCCUUAUCAUGGGAUGAUAGCACCUCAGAAUCACAGUUACUUUGCACCCCAAGGCUGCCUUCUCUUUUUUCUGAUGUAGAUGAUGAUGAAUCAGAAUGCCAUGUCCUCGUGCAAAAUAUAAUGUCAUCUGCUGGAUUAGGCAGUGCACGAUCAAGUAUGGCUUUCACUGGUUGGCAUUUACCCGAUUACCCUCUUGACCCGGUGCUGCGCAACAAAGUACUGGAGUUGCGAGAGCAAAGUUCAUACCGAAGGCUUCUUUUUGACAGUGUUAAUGUUGCUCUACUUGAAAUCGGUGAGAACGCCUUGCUAAGUGCAUUCCCAUGGAGUAAAAAACAGUUUAGAACAUGGAGGGGCACCUCAUCUCCUGAUUUAGGGGUAGAAAUCUGGAGUAUUCUGAAGGACUGGAUUUAUGGGGCACGGAUGUUUGUGGUGAGCAAGAGAGACAGUUCUGGAGUCAUCUUGGAUAGAAUUGUGAAGCAGGCGGUUGAAGGAAGAGGCUGGGUGAAAUUAAUGAUGUCGCAGGCGGUUGACAUCACUGAACAGCUUGAAGGGGGAGUAAUGGAGGAGCUGGUGGAAGAAACUGUGCUGGAUUUCGCAACUUGCUUUCGGCAAUGAGGCACCGUUUGUAACUGGUAAAUUUUCUGGGAAACAGCUGGUUUGUGUAUGCUCUUUGUUUUGGCAGCUGUUCCUUGAAUCGUUGUAUCCUCCUGCUUCUCUCGUUUAUGUAUGUCUUUCUGACUGGUUCUGCCUGGAGUAUUCUGAAGUUUUGUAACAUCCUCGUAUAUGAAAUCAUGUUAACUGUGCAGUUCGUCAGAAGUUUUUGAAGGAAAAAUAAGCGAGCCAGGCUUCUCA